Messenger RNA from Moneuplotes crassus, 648 nucleotides. NCBI's taxonomy places the organism in Eukaryota, Ciliophora, Spirotrichea, Euplotida, Euplotidae. The record is from the annotation of a GenBank genome assembly.
UAUGAAAAAGCAGCUUAGUAGUGAAGAUAUCAUCAAGGUUCCUCCUCAUUAUCAGAAGUUGAUCAAGAAAGCAAGAAAUUUGGAGUUUUCUUUAGCUAAACUUGCAGCAAUGAGGUCUAGGACCCCAGGCGAUAGAGAAACCCAAUCUAUAAUGAAUAGGCUAAAGGACAACAAAAACAAAGUUUAAAACUUUGAAGAAAAUUGAUGUUGAUAAAGCGAAUGAGUCAAAAUAUUCUACAUGUCUGAAGCAAUCACAUCUUAAAGAUUUGAAAAUCAAGAAAAUUACAAAUUUUGUUAAGCCUCCGAACCCAGAUUCAGACUCUGAGGAAGAAAGUCAGCAGGUGAAAAAGACAGUUGAUCUUCCAAAGCCAAUGAUUAAUCUUUCUUGUCACAACCCGCAUCAGACUGAAGAGAAGGAGAAGUUUUAUCAACUACUGAGCUACCUCAAGGAUAACAAUAAGAGUGUGAAUGCUCGUUCUAUUUCCUCAUUUUCAAGGAAGAAUACCGCCUUCUGAGCAAAGAGUUAUAUGUCAGAGACCCAAUAUGGGGAGCCAACUUUGGGAUCUCAAUACCUCAGCUAUUCUAAAGACCAUAGAAAAUUGAGAAUUCCAAACCUAGGGAGAAAUAUUGGGAGUAUUAGUUAUCAUA